Messenger RNA from Trichomonas vaginalis G3, 306 nucleotides. RefSeq lists its product as uncharacterized. The transcript has a single exon. Lineage: Eukaryota; Parabasalia; Trichomonadida; Trichomonadidae. The record is from RefSeq and is a predicted model, not a curated record. The coding region runs from base 1 to 306 and encodes 101 amino acids.
AUGAGAACAGAAGGAACUGUUGUUGAAACUCCAGCUCCAACAGAAAAGCCAACAACUAAUGUCCAAGCUGAGGGUAGUGAAGAGCAAGAACUUACUCCAGAACAAAUGGAUUUCAUUCGCGAAAAAAUUCGCCCAAUCAAAAUAAUGGAAGUUGUUUUCUUUUUCUCAAUAAUUGGUGUUUUCUUAUUCAUCUAUAUGCGUGUUUAUAAUCAACCAUUCCCACCUUUCUUGAAAUUCAUUCUUGGAAUAGAUGAUGUUGUCUAUCCUCGCGAUGCUCAACCAAAAGUUGGGUCAAACAAUGCAUAA